AUGAGAUACUCAUCUGCUAUUCUCGGCGUAUUCGCCUUUUGCGCCUCCGAAGUCGUCGCUUUCCCAGCGGCUGCUAUAGAGUAUGCUGCCAGAGCAGAGACAGAUAAUUUUGCUCGUGGAGAUAUCGAGUCCGCUCUCACAAAGCUCAAGGCAAACCGCCGCGCUCCAGGAUUUGAUGCCGCAGCGCAAUAUGUCUCAACCCAUGGUCAAUACGAAUUUGUCGCUCCCAACAGCCCAAAUACCUACACUGGGGACCAACGUGGACCUUGCCCCGGUCUGAACGCGAUGGCAAAUCACGGAUACAUUCCUCACAACGGUGUCGCAACUAUUCAGCAAUUCAUCGACGUUUUUGGUAUGGGCAAAGAUCUCGGUGCCUUCCUUUCUAUCUACGGUUCUCUGGCCGACGGUGAUCUCACCAAAUGGUCCAUUGGAGGCCCAACACCAAAUGUACCGAAUGUACUCGGCCUUCUCGGCACACCUACAGGACUCUCUGGCUCUCACAACAAGUACGAGACCGAUGCUAGUCCGACUCGUCCAGAUCUUUACCAAUAUAAUUGUAACACCUACAAGGUCAUCAUCAGCCAGUUCCAAGAGAUGUUUGACACACAACCAGACGCAGCAACUGCCAACUACGACCUCUCGGUCCUGACCCCAUUCCGCUCGAAGCGAUUCGACCAAUCCAUCAACAACAACCCCUUCUUCUUCAACGCCCCCUUCGCCGGCAUCGCCGUGCAGCCCGCCGGCUACGCCUUCAUCUACCGCUUCAUGGCCAACAAGUCAGCCGAGCACCCCGAGGGCCUCCUGAACCAGGAAGUCCUCAAGUCCUUCUUCGCCAUCAGCGGCGCGAGCGGCCACUUCCAGUGGACCGAGGGCCACGAGCGCAUCCCCGAGAACUGGUACAAGCGCGCCGUCGGCGACGAGUACACCCUCCCCUUCUUCGUCGCCGACGUCGUGGCUGCCGCCCUCGCCUUCCCCAAGUUCGUCAGCGUCGGUGGCAACACCGGCACGGUCAACUCCUUCGCCGGCCUCGACCUGGCAAACCUGACCGGCGGCGUCUUCAACAGCGCGACGCUCCUCCAGGGUAACAACCUGGCGUGCUUCAUCUUCCAGGGCGUCAUCCAGUUCUUGCCUGACGCCUUCCAGGGUGUCGUCACGGGGAUUCUGGGGACGGCGCUCGACGGCCUGGUUGCUCAGGUGGAUGGCAUUCUGGCGCCGCUCAACUGCCCCAUACUGAACGAGGUCAACAUGGACCAGCUUGUGGGAUAUCCUGGUGCCAAGGUUCCCAAUACCGUUUGA
Messenger RNA from Drepanopeziza brunnea f. sp. 'multigermtubi' MB_m1, 1296 nucleotides. RefSeq lists its product as uncharacterized. The record is from RefSeq and is a predicted model, not a curated record. Gene Ontology annotation, molecular function: peroxidase activity. Lineage: Eukaryota; Fungi; Ascomycota; Leotiomycetes; Helotiales; Drepanopezizaceae.